Messenger RNA from Melospiza georgiana, 3903 nucleotides. RefSeq names its product receptor-type tyrosine-protein phosphatase kappa-like. Gene Ontology annotation, molecular function: protein tyrosine phosphatase activity; protein binding. Lineage: Eukaryota; Metazoa; Chordata; Aves; Passeriformes; Passerellidae. The transcript has 29 exons. The record is from RefSeq and is a predicted model, not a curated record. Gene Ontology annotation, biological process: protein dephosphorylation.
AUGGGGCUCAUCCUGGGAGGAAAAUGUAAAAUUCCCUCCGACUGGGACCACAAACUGCGGUUUACUCCGAGGAGGAGAGACUAUGCCUUGAAUGAAGUGGUGCAGGUCAGCUGUGCUGGGAGGAUUCCUGAGAAGUUUGUGCCAUCUGUCCCACUGAUUCAGUGCAUUUCCAGAGGGGCCCAGCCCCUGUGGAAUGAGACUCCCACCUGCAAUGAGCGAUGCCAGCAGCCCCAGUGGGACUCACAGCUCCAGUUCAGGCCAAACCAGAGAUUUUACACGGUCGGUGAAGAGGUGACACUGAGCUGCUUUGAGAAUGACGCUCCUCCCCUUGCUGUGAUCAGCUGUGCAAACUGGAGGAAUGUUUGGCAGGUGUUGGACAUUUCAGGAAAAUGGCACAGGUUGCCUCUGAAACUGAGCUGCACCACGGCAAAAUGCCCUAAACCUGAGUGGGAUGCAAGACUUCAGUUUUUGGAGAAUGAAACUGGAAACCCACAGAACAGAGAAGAACUGACCCUGACCUGUCCCAAAGGCCUCGAGCCCUCCUUCCCCGAGGUCAAAUGUGCAAAGGAAUUUCAACGAGUGAUUUCUGGAAAACCAGAAUAUGUGGAUGCCUGGUGGGGCAGGAGCAGCACAGGUGCCUGGACACGCAUUGAGGGGGAUGUCCUGUGCAUGGGAGGGUGUAAAAGGCCCCAGUGGGACUCCAGACUCCAACUGGCACCAGACCAGGUGAAUUAUAAGAAGAAUGAAGAAGUGAUGCUGAGCUGCCCUCAAGGUUUCCAGCCACUCUUCACUGAAAUCCAAUGUCAGACUAAAUUCCAGGAUGAUUAUGGGACAUUUGGAUAUGAAGAAUUUUGGCUUGGAAGAGACUCCGCAGGUGCCUGGGUCCACAUUGAUUCCAGUGUGGAGUGCAUCGAAGUGCUCCAGGUUGACCAUGAGACCUUUGAGAUUUCCAGCACCAGCAUCAAACUGAAAUGGACCUGCAGUUUCCCUGAUGCCUGCCAGGGCAUGAGGGCCAUGUGCCGUCUGGCAGCGCCUUCCUCCCCUCCUUGUGAGGCUGAGGAGGUGGAUGCAGAGCAUAUGUUACAUGGCCAGGAGGGAACAUUCACCUGCUCCCCUUUGCAGCCCUUCACUGAGUACAGUGUCACCAUCGACUUGCCUCCCAACACAACCCUGUUCUCAUGGUUCUUCACAACACAGGAAUCAGUGCCGGACAAACCGGAGCAGCUGUGGCUGGAUCCCGACAGGGGCUCUCUCAGGUGGAGCGCGCCGCCCUCCUGCAACGGGGAGAUCAUCGGAUACCAGCUGAACAUCACAGCCAGGAACGCAGGGGACAGCAGCGUGCUGGAGACCGAGCGGCUGCGCCUCGAUGGCUCCGUCACCGAGCACCGGCUGCCGGGGCACAGCCCUGGCAGCAGCUACGCCGUGAUGCUCCAGGGGCUGACGGCUGCUGGAGCCGGGGCCGCGCUGACGAGGGAGUUUCACAGCAACAGCAGCUCCGACACCCCGCACCCCCAGGCCAUCAGCUGCCGCGGCGCCCGCGACAUCGCCCCCUCGCAAGGCACGGCCGUGCUCCCCCUGAGCCCCAUCGCCCCCGGCUCUGAGGCCGCCAGGGAGCACCAGCUGAUCGUGGCCGCCACGCACAACGCCUCGCUGAUCGAGAGCAUCUGCUCGGAGCAGGCACAGCUCUCCAAUGCCAGCGCCUACCAGGCCGCUCUGCUCAACCUCAGCGCCGCCACGGACUUCGUGCUGGGCGACGGCAGCCGCGGGCAGGGCAUGGACAACGCUGCCCUCAGCCCGGGCCGGGACUACACGGCCCUGCUGCGCCUCGUCCGCCGCGGGCCGCAGGCAGAGAAGUUCACCUGUGUCUGCUACAGCUUCUCUCUUGGGCAGGAGCCACCGUCUCUGCUGGAUAGCAAGCCUGUGGUUGUGGCAGUAGCACUAAUUGUUUCAUUCCUGGCACUGGGGAUUUUGCUGCUUUUUGUCAUCUUCAGGUUAAAGCACAACAGUUCAAGACGGUUGGAGAACAGCAGCACUAUACCCCUGAGAGGAUGUCAGAAAGUUGGGUGCUGAAGUCCUGUCCUUGUGGUCUCUGCAGAUGUACGCAAGCCAAACACACAGAUCCCAGUGGAGGAAUUGCUGGAGGCUCUGAAGAUGUUUAAGAGGGAAGAAAUAGAGGCAGAACAGACAGAUGAUGAAUCAGUCAACAGGCAUGGUGCUGGGCUUCUUAGAGAAUAUCAGCAAUUGUCCUCCACUUUGUUGCACCCCUGCAAUGCCGGCAAGGAGCUCUGUAAUCAAAACAAGAACCGCUACAAGAGCAUCAUCCCAUAUGAUCACUGCCGUGUGGUGCUGCAGCCCUCUGACACCGGGAAUGGCUACAUCAAUGCCAGCUAUGUGGAUACCUACCGAAGUCCACGCUUCUUCAUUGCAGCUCAAGGCCCCUUGGCUGGGACAGUGGUGGAUUUCUGGCACAUGGUCUGGCAGGAGAAGACCUCAGUCAUUGUGAUGCUGACGGGCUUAGUGGAACAGAACAAGAUCAAGUGUGAGCAGUAUUGGCCAGAGGAGGAGCAGAUCUACGGAGACUUCACCGUGACACUCAACAACACCUGGACCACAACAGGCCUUGUCAAACGCAUCUUCUGCCUGCAGAAGGCAGGCUGUGCUCUGCCAAGAGCAGUGGAGCAGUUUCACUACCUGCUGUGGCCGGACCACGGGGUGCCCAGAAACCCGUCGCAGCUGCUGUGCUUGGUGGAGGUGGUGAACAAGAGGGUGCUGGAAGCGCCUGCAGGCCCCGUGCUGGUGCACUGCAGCGCCGGCAUCGGGCGCACAGGCACCUUCAUCGCCCUGGACUUCCUCUUGAAGAUGGGCAAGGCGGAGGGCAAGGUGGAUGUGUUCCGCUGUGUGCAGCAGCUGCGGGAGCAGCGGGUCAGCAUGGUGCAGACCAAGGAGCAGUACAGCUUCCUGUACGAGGCGCUGCUGGAAGGUUUGCUCUGCGGCAGCACCGGGGUGCCUGUGGAGAGCAUCGCCAGCCGCGUGCGCUCCCUGCGGGACCAUGAGACCUCAGGCUGCAACAGCGCCCUGGAGAAGGAGUUCAAGGCCGUGCAGAGAUUUUCUGAGUUGUUCCAGCUGCUGCCAUGCAGAGAAGCAGAGAAACCCAGAAACCAAGCCAAGAACCGCAAGCCAGGGAUCUUGCCAGCGGACUCCUGCCGGCCCAUCCUGAUGUCCUCGGUGAACGCAGACGGCUCGCCAGCUUACAUCAACGCCGUCUUUGCCAGCACGUACACCGAGGAGGAGAGAAUCAUCAUCACGCAGCUGCCUUUCCCCACCACGCUGGUGGAUUUCUGGGCUCUGGUCUGGGAUUACACUUGCACAUCAGUAGUUGUGCUGAAUGAACUCCAGGAGCUGGACAAGACGUACGUGCAGUUCUGGCCCAGCCAGGGUGAAGAUGACUACGGCCGCUUCCAUGUGCAGCUGAUCUCAGAGGAGCCUGGGGCUGGCUUCACAACCUGGACACUCGUCCUCAGCAACAGGCAGCAGCCCAAGAAAUCUGCAGUGGAAAUCCAGUUACACCAACUGACAGACUGGCCCAUGCAGAAGCACCUUCCCCCCAACCCUGACACCAUCAUCAGCCUGCUGGGGAAGGUGGAGACACACCAUCGGCAGAGCCAGGAUGGACACAUCCUUGUCACCUGCUGGGACGGAGCCAGCCGGAGUGGGAUCUUCUGUGCUGCUGGUUUCCUGUGUGAGCAGAUCCAAAGCGAGGGCAUGGUGGAUGUGUCCCAGGCUGUGAGGAUGCUGAAGAGGAGGCGCAGACAGUUCAUUAAAAAUGUGGAACAGUAUGGGCUCUGCUAUGAACUAGCCCUCAGUUAUUUGAAUUCAUUUGAAACCUAUGGGAAUUUCAAAUAG